AUGACUCCUGUCCUCUAUGUCCUGCUGUGCCUGGGGCUAUGUCUGUGCAAGAGGACAAGGACCCAGGCAGCAGAUGGAUUCCCCAAACCCUCCCUCAGGGCAGAGAAUGGCUCUUUGGUGCCCCGAGGGGGAGCUGUGACCCUCACGUGCAGGGGAUCAUGGGAGGCUGAGGAGUGGCGGCUGGAGAAAAGAGGAGGAUCUGGAUGGUCACCGAUCAUAGCUUUGAGAAAAGCUGGAAAUGAGGUUGAGUUUUCCCUCCCACUUGUGACUUUAAAUAACGCAGGGAUCUACCGGUGCCUCUAUUUAUACUAUUCAUACAUACACGGAAGUUCAUACUACAGGUUGUCAGAGCCCAGUGACCCUCUGGAGCUGGUGGUGACAGGCCUCUCUGCCCCGCCCUCCCUGGCAGCCCUGCCCAGCUCUGAGGUGGCCCCAGGACAGAACGUGACCCUGCAGUGUUGGUCAGACUCGUGGUAUGACUGGUGUGUCCUGUACAAGGAUGGAGAAGAGAUCAGCCGCAAAUGGACCAGGAGCCUUCAAAGGGGGCGUCAGGCUGACUUCUUCUUCCCUGCUGUGAAUCUGACCCACGAUGGCACUUACCGAUGUUACCGCUUUCAUAGUUCUUCCCCCCAUCUUUGGUCCUCCCCGAGCGACCCCCUGGUGCUCAGGGUCUCAGGGACCUUCUCUCCAAGCCCUGAAUCUGAGAACAGAUUCUCAGAUGCUGCUGCAGGGGAUUACACUGUUGGCAAUCUGGUCCGCCUCAUCUUGACUGGUCUUGUCCUCAUCCUCCUAGGGGUCCUGCUGACUGAACACUGGAACAACUCCAGGGAGUAA
Molecule: messenger RNA, 834 nt
Organism: Gracilinanus agilis (Agile Gracile Mouse Opossum)
Lineage: Eukaryota; Metazoa; Chordata; Mammalia; Didelphimorphia; Didelphidae
Product: leukocyte immunoglobulin-like receptor subfamily A member 5
Exons: 6
Coding region: 1-834 (277 amino acids)
Source: RefSeq, a predicted model, not a curated record